Molecule: messenger RNA, 4943 nt
Organism: Limanda limanda (common dab)
Lineage: Eukaryota; Metazoa; Chordata; Actinopteri; Pleuronectiformes; Pleuronectidae
Product: Na(+)/H(+) exchange regulatory cofactor NHE-RF2
Exons: 6
Coding region: 378-1532 (384 amino acids)
Biological process (GO): protein localization to plasma membrane
Cellular component (GO): apical plasma membrane
Molecular function (GO): signaling receptor binding; protein-membrane adaptor activity
Source: RefSeq, a predicted model, not a curated record
CUCGACUUGAACACGUCUGCGGUGACACUGAUGCUGAGGAUCCCCUGCAGGCUACAGGAUCAGUGUUGGAGUCGCCAGCGGUGCGCGUCAGUUUGGAGCUGGUGUGGACCGGUUGCAUCGUUUUUUAAAGUUUCAACCCCUGCUGCCUCUUUCAGCGCAGUGGGACUUAUUCCUCUGGAGAACAUUGAGAAUUGAGGACUUUGUGUUUUUUGCCUGUGCUGCUCUACUAUGGGGGAGUCCGUGCGUGCGUAAUGGGCAGAUAUGUUUUCGCUCUGUGGAAGUUCAGCCGUGCGCCCGCUCCCCUGACCCAAACUCCCAUCUGUGCGUUCUGAUCAUCAUCCUCCUCUGACUGAACUCUGCGGGAGGUUUCAAACGACAUGGCCAGCGAGCGGAAACCGCGGCUUUGUGUCAUGGCUAAAGGGGACAACGGGUAUGGAUUUCACUUGCAUGGCGAGAAAGGGAAGAGCGGACAGUUCAUCCGCAAAGUGGAGGCUGGCUCCCCCGCAGAAGCGGCGGGGAUGCGCGCCGGGGACCGAGUGGUGGCAGUGAAUGGAGUGAACGUGGAGAAAGAGACGCAUCAUCAGGUGGUACAGUGGAUCAAAUCCAUUGCCAACGAGACCAGGUUACUCGUGGUGGACAAUGAGACACACGAAAGUCUUCGGAGCCUGCGCCUCACGGCUACAGAGGAGAUGGCUGUUGUCAGGAGGGGCCCUUCGUCCUCUCCCCCGGUGUCCCCGUCCCCGUCCUCAGUCCCGUCCACCCCGGGCAAGAAGCGGGAGAACGGCUCGGUGUCCAAGCAGCCGCUCACGCUGAGCGGCCAGGUGCAGAAGCCCACCAGGAGGUCGCCAUCGAAGGCAGCUAAGAAGGAGGCUCUUGCUCAGGCUGACGCUCACGUCCACGCGCAAUCCCAGCCACGGCCCCAGGUCAGCCCGUCUGAGCUUGUGCCACGUCUGUGCCACCUGGUGCGGACGGAGACGGGCUACGGCUUCAACCUCCACAGUGAACGCUCAAGGCCCGGACAGUACAUCCGCUCCCUGGACCCAGGAUCACCCGCAGACGGCGCCGGGCUCCGGCCUCAAGACCGACUCAUUGAGGUGAAUGGUGUGAACAUCGAGGGCAUGCGGCAUGCAGAGGUGGUGGCCUUCAUAAAGAAAGGCGGAGACGAGACCUGGCUGCUGGUGGUGGAUCCAGACACAGACGAUCACUUCAAGAGGAGGGGGGUCAUCCCCACAGUUGCUCAUGUCAAAGACUAUGAUGGUCCGUCCAUAUCCAACGGCUCCCCCAGCCCUCAGAUCAACGGCAGCUCCACCACACAGUCCAUCAGGUCCACGCGCUCCGACCUCAGCAGCCAGGGCAACAGCACACAGCUGGCGGACGAUGAGGGCAACCCGUUGUUGGAUGCCUUCGCUGAGAUGGGCCUGAGUCUAAGCGCCACGGCAGCAGAGGAAAAGAUGAAGGUGCACGCCAAAGAAAAGAGGAAGGCACCACAGAUGGACUGGAUGAAGAAAUAUGAACUCUUCAGUAAUUUCUGAGACAGACCCCUCACGGGACACUUCACAGAACAAAGGACAGAGCUGUCUGCAGCCCUCUGCGUGGAUGAGUUUGUGUUACUGGAGAAUAUUCUUACGACGCUUAAGACGCCUCGAUACAACUGAACAUCAUUUGUUCCUGGAAUGAAAAGUGACAGAGGGAUAAAGUCGUUCGAUGGAUUUUACUUCAGCCACUUAAGAGACUCUUAAACUGUUAAAUGUCCCUCAUCAAAGUACAAUAAAGUGUUAACUGUCCCCAGAAACUGACAUGUACACAGACAUGUACUUUUAAACACGUUUUCACGAAUUUGCCUCAAUCCCCAUCCCUCUUCCUCUACUUUUAUCAUUCCCUUUCCUGCCUAUUCUCCGAGAGACUUGUUUCAAACAAAUGGGGGAGGCAAUUAUUUUUAUAUUUAAAAUAUAAAAACUAUAAACUACAGAUAAGCAUUAUCCCAAAAUCAUGGUCUGGAUCAUGGACUGGAUUUCAGAUAGUUUAAUGGAUACUGUGACAUUAAUGAUUGUGGACUUUGUCAGUCAGCUGAAGCCCAAACUUGGCAGAAGAUCACUGUGAAUGAGCUGGGACCCUCCCCCCCGCCUCCAGCCCACCUAGAUGUUUAACCACUGACUGAGAAGAGGAGGGCUGCGUGUGCUGGUUAUGUAUAAUGUACUCUACAUCUAUUUGUACUUUCACAAGGAGAUAAUCAAGUUAUCCUCAGCUUAAGCCCACAUAUAUGCACCGGCUGAACCGCUUCAGAUCUGCCUUGCUUUAUUCAGAAAGAACCAAUGUUACUUGUUAUUUAGUAUAAAAUACGCUAAUACGUGUAUCACCACUAACUUCUUUCCCCAAAUUGAGCUCCAGUGUGCAUAACAAAGGUAACCACUACUAACAUUAAAUGCAUUUCUGAAGGAAAUAAUAGAAAAUGGAGGUUUCUCAGGCCGAGCACGUCGAUGAAUGAGAUUUAUAUUGUUGAGAGCUUAAAGCAACACUAUGUAACUUUUACUAACAACAGCGCCCUCUGUAGACACACAGUUUUUUUAAUGUCGAGAGAAAGUAACCCAUCACAGCUCUGACUGCGUAGUCCCGUAGUGAACAGUGGAUAUUACCCAUGACCCCCGGCUUCCAUAACUAGGAGAGCUGCAGCUGUAAGAAAAUACACCAAAGUCUGUUUAAGGAUUAUUGAUACUAUAAAAGUUUCCCCACUGACAACUGGAGAUAAACGCUGGUCCAAGCUCAGUUAUGUACGUCUCGCGGGAGAUUGUACCCGCUCACCAAAGUUAGAUUGAGCAAGAACAGGUGUUGGUGGUGAGCAGAGGGAAUGAAAGCUUCACCAUUCUCCCUUUUCCAAGUCAGUGUAGUGUUAAUAUUGAAGCUGCUAUUUUAAGGGUUAAAAACUUGCAUAGUGUUGCUUUAAUGUGAACAGCAGAGGGCAAACUUACACCACAAAUACAGACAUAUUUUUGUGGGUUUUUACCUGGAGAUCAUUUGGCAUCACACAAUGUCCUAGAAAAAAAAUAUGAAUUCAGGUGAGGUGGAGGAAAGAAACUCAAAAUGAUUUGAGGAUUUAGGUAUUAAAGAAUAAUUAUCAUUAAAAUAUGUGAAGGACACUUUUACUUUUACUUUAGUUAUUGUGUUACAUUUACACCUGUAACUGUGAAUUCAAAGCAAGCUCAUAUAAAUGGUGGAAGGUGAUUGUCAGUAUAAAUGAUCAACUAUAACAAAUUAAACUGAAUGAAUUUAAAAGGGAUUUUCUCAGAACAUAUUUGUCAAGUAUAAGAAAUAAGUUAAAUUGAUGAGGAAAAGAGUCGCACAAUGACAUACCUCUGCUUUCUUUCUUUUCUUUCCAGUUCACUUCCUGUCAAUACCUUUGCUUCUGACCUGACACCCCCACAGUACUUUCUUGUCCUUAAAUGCAUUCCUCAACCUUCACGUUUAGCUUUGUAUAUAUUGUUGAUUGUAUUUACAAAGUAAUGUAGUUCAUUUUUUAGCAUUAAUGAUAAUCAGUGUCUUAUAAAAUAGCGUGAUUAGCCAGCCAGUUAGCCUAGCUAGCCACUAAAUAAAGAGCACAUACAAUUUAGACCACUUUCCACUGCUUUAGCGACCUAAAGCAGUGGAAAUCAAACUAGCUGGCUCGCUGUUACACGGAGCGACAGACAAACAAUUUACGACACUGAUAUGAUAACAAAAACGAUAAAAAUGCUAAAAAUAAACUUUUAAAACGGACGGUAAAUACUAUUUGUAGCGUCCAACAGUAAGGAGCAUACAAGACUCUUUGCUUGCAGGUCCAACGUUAACAUGUCCAUUACACAAUUAACAAUAUAUACAAAGCUAACUGUGAAAGUAAGAAAGCACUGGUGGAGAUCAGGUUGGAGGUGAAAGUAACAUUAGUCGAGCAUUUAGGGGAAUCAAACCAACGGGCAUUGCGGAAAGCGGGAGCACCUCAUACUACAUUUUGCAAGACUCAUUUUGGGAAAGACAAAGGUUUGAAUAGUGAAACCUCUCUAAAUAUGAAGCUACACUUGGCAGCAGGUUAGCUUAGCUUGGAAACAGGUAGAAACGCUUAGUGUAGCUCUGUGUAAAGUUAACAAAAGCUAGUUGACAACAUCUCUAAUUCACACCUAUUGUUUACUUUGUGCAAAAAAGAAAGUUUGAACACAGAAAAUGUGUCAAAUAUAAGGAUUUGGGCUUCUGACUAUCACUAACUUUCUCUGUGCUAAGCUAACCUAGCUUGCUACUCACUGUAAAGCUUUCCAAUUCACAGAAACGAGAAUGGGGACAAUUUUCUCUGAAAGGCAAAAGAGCAUAUUUGCCAAAAACUGUCCCGGCACAUUCCUCCGGGUCAGGAAAGAAAGUGGGAUUAAGGCUCAGAAGUGCAAAGUAGCAGAUAUUAGGAUGAAGGGAUGUGAUGAGGUAUCACAUGAACGGUGUGUGUCAGCGUGGUUACAUGAUGGCGUACGGGAGACGCACAGAGUGAGGUCAGCGAUGCCCUGGAGGAUCUGGUCAAAGAGACGGUGGGAGCCAUGGGGAUUACCGAGGAUUACUACACAUACAGGAACAGCUGUCAUACACAUGCUCGCACACAUUCUGAGCACGAUGUCUGUGAACAUAUGUGUAGGGAGGACGUCCACCACGACAACCCUAAGCAAUGCUGAUGUAAAGGCCUAUGUUACAACAAGUGGGACUGCAAGUUGGAGAAAUGCCAUGUAUGCUGACAGCUUUAGUUGUAAUUUUUUUUUUUGGUGCCCAUGCUUUCAUACCCUUGUUCUUACUUUACAGAGCCCACACGGAAUGUUCUGGCUCAUCUCUGCGUGAAAUGGUGUAUCUUGACAAACCACUGUUACCAUGGCUGCACAUGUACAUACAGUAAAAGCAAACAUUAUCGCAGGUUGUUUUUUUUCUGUUUUUUUUCAAUAAAG